This is a messenger RNA of Chanos chanos (milkfish), 3249 nucleotides long. RefSeq names its product NACHT, LRR and PYD domains-containing protein 3-like. The transcript is spliced from 14 exons. NCBI's taxonomy places the organism in Eukaryota, Metazoa, Chordata, Actinopteri, Gonorynchiformes, Chanidae. Gene Ontology annotation, molecular function: protein binding. The coding region runs from base 1 to 3249 and encodes 1082 amino acids. The record is from RefSeq and is a predicted model, not a curated record.
AUGGAUCGGGACGAUCCUCUGGAUUUUCUUUCAGACACCAGCGAAUCAGAAUUCAGAGAGAUCCUGACAGGGUUCAAGCAGCUCCAAGAUCAAAAUAAUGACUCACCGAUGGAUCAUCCAGCAGAGUUAAAAGAGGAGACCACUCCUCCAGGACACAGUGAGGUUGAACAGCAGAGAUCAGAUUCACCUGUGCCCAGCUGUUUGUCUAUGAGCAGUGACAUGUCCAUGGAACACCCACCAGAGUUAAAAGAGGGGACAGUUUCACCAGGACACAGUGAGGUUGAACAGCAGAGAUCAGACUCACCUGUGCCCAGCUGUUUGUCUAUGAGCAGUGACAUGUCCAUGGAACACCCACCAGAGUUAAAAGAGGGGACAGUUUCACCAGGACACAGAUAUGAAUCUGCAUUUCCUAAAGAGGAAGAAGAUAUUUCUGAGGAAUUCAAAUCCUGUCUGAAGACAAAGUAUAGACGUUUAUAUGAAGGAAUCCCAAAGCAGGGAUGCCCUUCACUUCUCAGUGAGGUCUACACAGAGCUCUACAUUAUACAAGGUGGAGAUGAGGUCAGUCAUCAACACGAAAUUGGACAAAAUGAGACGGCAUCCGAGAGAGCAGUAACCAAGGACACUUUAGUCAAAUACAAUGACAUAUUUAAACCCUUAUCCGGACAAGACAAAACCAUCAGAAUAGUACUGACAACAGGAGUCGCAGGCAUUGGAAAAACUGUCUCUGUCCAAAAGUUUGUCCAAGACUGGACUGAAGGAAUGGCAAACCAGCAUAUCCACUUCAUAUUCCAUUUUCCAUUCAGGGAGCUGAAUUUGAUGAAGGACCAGAAGUACAGUCUGGUAGAGCUUCUCCACUGUUAUUUUGCUGAGACAAAAAGAUUGAAAUCUUUUAGAAAGGAAUAUGAAGUUCUGUUCAUUUUUGACGGCCUGGAUGAGUGUCAACUCCCUCUAGAUUUUCAGAACAAUUUCAGAGUGAGUGAUGUGACAAAACCAACUUCAGUGGAUGUGCUGCUGACAAACCUUAUCAGUGGGAACCUGCUUCCCUCUGCUCUCAUCUGGAUAACUUCCCGACCCGCAGCAGCCAGUCAGAUCCCACCUAAGUAUAUUGAUCAAAUCACAGAGAUUCGAGGAUUCAAUGACUCACAAAAGGAGACAUACUUUAGAAAAAGAAUUGGCAAUGAGGAUCUGGCCAGUAGAAUCAUCUCGCAUUUGAAGUUUUCAAGAUCUCUGUACAUCAUGUGUCAUAUACCGUUUUUCUGUUGGAUUUCAGCCACUGUUCUAGAGCAGAUGUUUGCUGAAGAAGGGGAAGGAGAGGUACCCAAAACUCUGACUGAAAUGUACACACACUUUCUGCUCACUCAGACAAAUGUCAGAGAAGAAAAGUAUGGUGAAAGAACAGAGCCAAACAAAGACUUUAUUUUCAGACUGGGCCGUCUGGCUUUCCAGCAGCUGGUGAAUGGCAAUCAAAUCUUCUAUGAGGAAGACCUGAGGGAGUGUGGCAUUGAUGUCAGACAGGCAUCAGUGUAUUCAGGAUUGUGCACCCAGCUCUUCAGAGAAGUAAUUGGGCUGCAGCAGAAGAAAGUUUUCAGUUUUGUACAUUUAAGCAUUCAAGAGCACCUGGCAGCUUUGUAUGCGCAUAUGUCCUUUGUCAACAAUAACACAAAUGUCCUGCACCAAGUUACAAAAUUGGAAUCCCCCAUCAAAGGUACAGCAAUGGUUGAGUUGCACAAGAGCGCAGUUGAUAGGGCCUUACAGAGUAAGAAUGGACACCUGGAUCUUUUCCUCCGUUUCCUUCUGGGCCUGUCACUGGAGUCCAGCCAGACUCUCUUACAAAGCCUACUGAGGCAGACAGGGAGUAGCUCACUGAGCAAAGAGAAGACAAUCAAAUAUAUUAAAAAAAGGAUUGAGGAAACUUCUUGUCCUGAGAAGUGCAUCAACCUGUUUCACUGUUUGAAUGAACUGAAUGAUCACACUCUAGUGGAGGAAAUCAAAUGCUUCAUGAGUACGGGGUAUUUAGCUAAGAACCUUUCAGUCUCACAGUGGUCAGCGGUAGCCUUUGUGUUGCUUACUUCUGAAGUGGAGUUGGGCAUGUUUGACUUGAAGAAAUACACAGACUCUGUAUCAGAUGCUUCAUAUGUCACAUUGCUUCUUCUGAGGCUCCUUCCAGUUGUCAGAGCAUCCAGUGCAGCAAAGUUGCGAUAUUGUAGCAUAACAAAGGAAGGCUAUGAAGCUCUGGCAUCAGUCCUGAAUUCAACUUUCUCAAACCUCAGAGAACUGGAUCUUGGAGAUAAUGAAUAUUUGCUAGAUUCAGGGAUAAAGUCUUUGUAUGCUGGACUGGAAAGUCCACACUGUAAACUGGAGAAACUGAUGCUGAAUAAUUGUCACCUGACAGAAAAAAGCUGUUCAGCUCUUUCCGCAGUUCUUGGUUUAGAUUCCUCGUGUCUGACGGAGCUGGACCUCAGUGAGAAUAAUUUGCUGGAUCCAGGAGUCACAUUGAUUUGUGCUGGACUGAGGAGUCCUCAGUGUAAACUGAAAAUACUGAGAUUGAGAUGUUGUAACAUGACAGAGAAAAGCUGUGAAGCUCUGGCCUCAAGUUUCUGCUCAGACUACACAUGUCUGAAGGAGCUGAACUUGAAUGACAAUAAUUUGCUGGACUCAGGUGUGAAACUGCUCUCUGCUGGACUGGAGAAUCAUCGUUGUAAACUGGAGAAACUAAAGUUGAGGAAUAGUGGUCUGACAGUGAAAGGCUGUGAAACUCUGGCCAUAGUUCUCAACUCUGCCUGCUCACAACUCAAAGAAUUGGACCUGAGCGGCAAUGACCUUCAGGACUCAGGAGUGGAAGAGCUGUCUGCUGGACUGGCGAGUCCUCACUGUAAACUAGAGACACUGAGAUUACGGUCCUGUAAUUUCACAGAGAGAAGCUGUACUCAUUUGGUCUCAGCUCUUACUUCGUUCUCUUCACGUCUGAAAGAGUUGAACCUAAGUGGCAAUGAACUACGGGAUCCAGGGGUUAGAACCCUCUGUGCUGGCCUUGAGAGUCCUCACUGUCAUCUAAAAACACUGGGGCUGGAAAACUGUGGGAUAACAGAAGAAGGAUGCAUCGCCUUGGCCACAGCUCUCAGAUCAAAUCCCUCACACUUGAGAGAGCUCACCCUGAAAGAAAAACAUCUAGGAUAUCUGGGAAAGAAGAAUCUCUCUGCUCUACUAGAGGAUCCAAACAAUAAGCUAGAGAAGCUUAGAUUCGACUGA